This is a messenger RNA of Necator americanus (New World hookworm), 1140 nucleotides long. RefSeq lists its product as uncharacterized. The transcript is spliced from 8 exons. NCBI's taxonomy places the organism in Eukaryota, Metazoa, Nematoda, Chromadorea, Rhabditida, Ancylostomatidae. The record is from RefSeq and is a predicted model, not a curated record. Bases 1 to 1140 code for a protein of 379 amino acids. Gene Ontology annotation, molecular function: creatine kinase activity. Gene Ontology annotation, biological process: phosphocreatine biosynthetic process.
AUGUUGCGGGAGCAAUACGCUGCCGACGGACUUCAUUGUGCAAGUAUCGGCGACUCAACGAUGGCGGUACCUCCGGAGAUCAUCAAGAAAAUCGAAGAUGGCUACGCAAAAUUGCAGGGUGCUGCUGAUUGCCACUCUCUGCUGAAGAAGUACCUCACCAAGCAGGUCGUGGAUCAACUCAAGGACAAGAAGACGAAACUAGGAGCUACACUCUUGGACGUCAUCCAAUCCGGAGUAGCCAAUCUUGACUCAGGCGUAGGAGUCUACGCUCCUGAUGCUGAGGCUUAUACUCUUUUCAAGCCUCUCUUCGACCCUAUCAUUCAGGACUACCACAACGGAUUCUCGCCUAGCCAGAAGCAGCCGGCCACUGAUCUCGGAGAGGGAAAGACGGCCCAGCUUGUUGACCUAGACCCCGAGGGCAAAUACAUCAACUCAACUCGUGUCAGAUGCGGUCGAUCCCUUGCUGGCUAUCCAUUCAACCCUUGCCUUACUGAGGCCAACUACCUCGAGAUGGAAUCCAAAGUGAAGAAGAUCUUCGAAAAUAUCAAGGAUCCCGAACUCCAAGGAACUUACUAUCCACUUGAUGGUAUGACCAAGGAUGUGCAAAAUCAACUCAUCAAGGAUCAUUUCCUGUUCAAAGAAGGAGACAGGUUCCUCCAGGCUGCAAACGCCUGCAGAUACUGGCCUAAGGGACGUGGUAUCUUCCACAACAAGAACAAGACAUUCCUGGUUUGGGCCAACGAGGAGGAUCAUCUCCGCAUUAUUUCCAUGCAAAAUGGCGGUAACGUAGGACAGGUUCUGGAGCGUUUGAUCAAGGGAGUGAAGACGAUCGAAGCCCAGGCUCCAUUCUCUCGCGAUGACCGCCUCGGAUGGCUCACCUUCUGCCCAUCCAAUCUAGGAACCACUGUUCGUGCGUCGGUGCACAUUCGCCUGCCGAAGAUCUCAGCCAAGCCGGACUUCAAGAAGAUCUGCGAUGGCCUCAAGCUUCAGAUCCGUGGUAUCCAUGGUGAGCACUCAGAUUCUGAGGGAGGUGUGUAUGAUAUCUCGAACAAGGCACGCCUUGGCCUCACUGAAUUUGAAGCUGUGAAGCAGAUGUAUGAUGGUGUGAAACACCUCAUUGAACUUGAGAAGAAAGCCUAA